AUGUAAUAAUAAUAAAAACAACCAAUUCAAGAAAGACGUAGAAGAAGUGGAGCUUUGCAUGCUUAAACCUGUGAAGAAUAUUUAAAAGUACUAACAACCAUAAAAUAUAAUACAGAAAUAUGAUUAAAUUGGUCAAAUUAAAAUAAGAGAAAGCUAAAGAAAAAAAAGUUUGUCAGAAUCAGCAUUUCUCAAUUUUGAUUUCAUACCAGAUGAUGAAGGAGUUGAAAAUAUUACUUAAUUGAAAAUUUUCAUAUACUCUCCAAAGUUAAAACUCAAUGAAUAAGAAUUCUUGCAAAUAUUGAAAAGAGUUAGAAAUCGUUCAAUCACAUUAGACAACAUUUCCAAUAAAUCAUUUACUUUUGACUUUGAUUUCUUCUAUAAAGAAUAUGAAGUUAAUGAAACUCAAUUUGGAUUGCAUUUUUGGAUAUAAAACAACAUUAAACACCAACACUCAUCAUUCUUUUAGUGUAAUUAAAUUUUAUUUACAAUUAUUUUAGAAUGUUAUUAUAAAGUAUUUAAUGCAGCUAUUCUAUUAUAAAGAGAUACAGCUAUUGAAUAAUAGAUUAGAGAUGCCAAUCCUAAUUGCAUUAUUAAGAUAUUCCCAUUAGUAAGGAAAUAUAAUAUUUUAGAUGGAUGAGUUACUGA
Molecule: messenger RNA, 645 nt
Organism: Paramecium primaurelia
Lineage: Eukaryota; Ciliophora; Oligohymenophorea; Peniculida; Parameciidae
Source: the annotation of a GenBank genome assembly